UUGGGAAUUCCAAUUGCACAUUUUCUAUAAAAUGCAAACAUGCUAUUACCGACAAUUUUUAUUGUAGAUAAGCAAAAAUGUCACGAACUCGCUCUGACAGCUAGUUAACGAGCAACGUUAAUCAAAAGAGUGUGUGAGUCGGUUAAACCUAUUCGUAGUGAAAGACGAUCGGUUGAAUAUUUAUCACAAAGUAGUAUCAUUCUCAAAUACAAAAACGGGACAGACGGCUUUUGAAGAUAGACAUCAGGUACUAAUCUGACCUGAUGAGUGGUGAUAAACUUUAAGCAAAUUGUGCACUAAGAUACACAAUUUUGUCCCAAACACAAAAAAACUGCAGGGAGGACAGAACGGUGACCCCGGGACGGUGACCGAGUUGCUGAGGACUUCGCCAAGAACGGAAAGGAGUAAAUGAACACCAUACGCCAGGGAAAGGAAUUUGGAGCUCAUAAACAGCCUUGGGGAAGCCCGGUUGGAAGUAAUAUUGUUGAUGAAAAAUUAUUUUAUAUAAGACACAGAUCUGUCAUAAUGAAUACACUUUGGUAUCUCAAACAAUUUGUUUUGUUAAUGUCAGCGUUAUGGAUUCCGAGCAGUAUAUAUAUCAUUCGUGAUCAACACAAAGCCAUUGCAAACAUUAACCAAGUCCUUAAGAUUCCGAUAGCACAGAAAAAGACGAUCCAACGUUUAUGUAGAAACGUGAUAUCAAACUAUGACAUCGUGAAAAGAAAGACGGAGAGAAACAAAGAGGAAAAAAUAAGCAGUUUGACAGAUCAAAGGGAGGUGAUAACCAAUUUGCUGUGGCUCGCAGUAGGCAUUUGUGGUUUAUUCAUUAUUGUUUCUAUCAAAAUGUUCGCAACGAAGGCGAGGAUCAAAUCCGAAGACAAAGUUGCUAGUUCAUCCAAAUCGGGUGGACGGAAAAGAAAAAUUCGUGUUGAAACAGUGAACCAAGGAAUUGACUACGUUAUCUUUACCUUCACACGUAAUACUGAGCGGUUCCUAAAAACACCACGUUGUGCCAUGAUGACACAAUUGAAGCAACUGCCAUGUUUCGCUGAGAAACUUGUGCAAGAAAUCUACAUCCCUGACAAUCCAGAACUUGGACCCUUAGAGACCAGUCUUGGAAAUGUGAAAGGUUGUAUCUGUGUUUAUGAAUACAACGACAGAGAUAUCAUCCUUGAGUUGCCAACAGAUUUAGAAACUAAGAAAAGAGACAGUAUUGCACUGUUGAUAAAAGCAAGUAAUGCAUCUGGUUUGAGAUUAUUAGUGGUGUAUAUGUUUGACCCUAGAUCAUCAAAAUUAUGGGAUGGCGAGAUAUACAAUACGUUGAUUGGCCAAACAUAUGGAAAUGACAUUCUAAAAGGAGUUGCAAAUGCUGGACAGUUUAUAUCAAUCAACAAAGAAUUUAUAAAACUACAAUUAGACCAAAUCCAAACUAUUUUACAAUGAAAGCACUAAUCACCAAUACUUGCAAAUGAUCAGUUUGGUGCAGCACAUUUUGUAUAGUAAUAUGCGUAUGGUGUCAGAAUAGGCCGAACGGAUAAACCCUCAGAUACAGAAAUUAAAACAAAAAAAAAAUAAAAUAAAAUAUCAUAAAGCCAAUACGAUGAAUCAUGUAUCAUAUUGAAGAUAAUUUAAUUUACGAGAUGUUAUACUACUACUGUAGCUUCAUUAGAAUGACAAAUUCGUGAGGGAGGGUAAGAGUUUUCAAAUAUAGGUAAAACUAUUUGCAGACUAUCAUUCAAUUGAUGUAUGCAUGAUCUGUUGUUUAAAUGAUUUUUUCAUCGCAAAAAGUAAAUAAAAAA
This is a messenger RNA of Owenia fusiformis, 1799 nucleotides long. Lineage: Eukaryota; Metazoa; Annelida; Polychaeta; Sabellida; Oweniidae. The record is from the annotation of a GenBank genome assembly.